Symbiodinium necroappetens is the source of this 4490-nucleotide messenger RNA. The record is from the annotation of a GenBank genome assembly. NCBI's taxonomy places the organism in Eukaryota, Dinophyceae, Suessiales, Symbiodiniaceae.
GAGGCAAUGAUGAGGCCAUGAAGGUUCACCAAGAUCCACAGUGGGAGAGAAGCCUCAAGAAGUACGUGGAGAAUGGCAAGUUCGAGGAUGGCUAUUGUGCAAUUUCCUCGAUGCCCUGGGCUACGGACGUGAUGAAUGAGGACUUGGUGAAGACCGUCACGGAUCUCCCGCGCACGGACAAGGAGGCCUGGGACUUGAUGUUGGAGUUGGGUUUCAACAGAAGAAUGAGAAAGCGCAUGAUGCAUAAGGACUGGAUCGUCAUGUUCUUCAGUGGAAGGCGACGCCCAGUUGACAAGAUGUUCAAGAUGUUUGAGAAUAAUGGGACAAAGGUGCUUGAUGUUGAUACCCUCAGAAUCAGUCAGCUGAAUAUGCUCAGGGCGGGCAAUGGCGUGAUGAAACUUAUGUUGUGGGGCGCCGCUACGGGAAGGAUCGCAGGAAUCUUCGCUGGGGUUCCAAGAAACAACUCGUUCGAGCAUGCCCUGAGGGUGAUUGUGGUCAAUGAGGUGGCGAAAAUGGGGCGCAAGGUGAUGUGCGAGGCUGCCGAUGUUCCAGAGGAUGGUGUGGCCAUGAGUAUAUGGGCGUCGUCGCAAGCAGAGGAAGAUGAGAGCUCUACAGUGUGGCUACAUAAGUGGUUCCGGCAGUGGGUGUCGCACAACAUGAUGGAUGUACACCACUUUGAACAAGGAGCCCUGGGGCACCCUUUGAGGCACUACGUGGUCGUUGUGGGCGCCUAUGAUGGUGAGGACGUUGGCCCAAGGAAUGCGGAGGUGGAAGCAAAGGAUUGCUAUGUGAUGAGCGCGGAUACCUUGGGACCGGUAAGGGUGCCGGGGCCAAAGGGUGAAAAGUAUGCAGUGGUGUUUACCUAUCAGUUUCCAAAGAUGAAGAUGGGUCCACAGGAUGUUCCAGUUGAGGAUGAUGAGUCGGAUGGCUGGAACCUUGAUGCCAAGGUCUCUGCGGCGGCUUCGAAGAAGGAGCCGGAGCACGACGUUGAGGAGGACCUCGGUGAGUACAGCCCAGAUGAAGAGCCGGGUGUUCCACUAGAUGAGGCAGUGGAGCAUUGGGAAUGUGAGCAUGGACCUUUGCCUGAGCUCCCUGAGGUGCCUACGAUUAGCACUACAACCUCAGAGAGGAUCGGAAGGCCGAAUGAAGAUUGGUGGGAGUUUCGGGAGGUUGAAGGAGUGUUGGUGCGACAUCAUGUCAUUCCACGGCUACAGCUAUUCAGGCCUACCAUGGCCAAUGGAUGUCCAGUGCCACCGAUAAAGCUGGAACCUUCUGGAGUCACGGAGGUGAAGUUUGUUGGUGGUGGUGUGGAUAUGGAGACGUCAGAUUGGCAUGGUUACAAGUCCGGGGCUCGGGCCUUGGAAAAGAAGUGGACGGGAACUUCUACAUUCAAGGUGUCGCAAGCGGAGGUGACCGAAGAGGAGGAGGUUUUGGACAAGGAUGAGAAGUCCUGGGAGGCACUGAUCGGUGAUCUUACAAAGCCGGUUGAGAUGGAGACGAUCUACAUGGUUUAUCCGAUCCGAAACAAGCGCAGUGGCGACAUUAUGUUAGCCAUUCAAGAGGCUGUAUUGAGACUGAAGCUGCUGGGAUUUCCGGUGGCCCGUUUGCACUUAGACAGAGGCUCCGAGUUUGCUUCAAAGGGGCUCAGAAAAUGGUUGCUUGAGCGGGACAUUUACCACACCCGUUCAGAAAGCUUAGUGCCACAAACAAAUGGAGCAGCUGAGCGUGGGGUGAGAUGGUUCAAGACCAAGGCAAAGGUGCUGUUGGCCGAAGCGAAUGUUGCGGUGAAGUAUUGGACUUUGGCCAUGCAGCAUGCUGCGAAUCGCCAGAUCUACUACAAGCUUGGGAUAUCCAAACCUCCUCUACUACCAUUUGGGACAUCCGUGAUGAUAAGAAGGAAAGUUUUUGGCAACAACAAGAAGUACGACCUCACGGACAGACGGGAGCAAGGAGUUUAUCUUGGUCUGUCGGAUACUAUCAAGGGCGGCGCUAUUGUAUUGAGACCUACGGGAAUCUUGACGGAGACCCUCAACUUACGUUCGGGUGUUGUAGAUCCACGACGGCUACUGCGUGAACCUUCUGAUGAUGAUACGGUAGUACAAGGUGAAGGACGAGGAGAUCAGGAGGAGGAACAGGCUCUUAUUGAUCUCCCGGAGGCCAAUCAUCGCCUAAGGGGGAAGCAAGCCGCGCCCGAGCUUAGGGCUGUCAGAAAGGGGGAGGAGACUACGCUAGACGGCGAACAAUAUGUACUACCUCCAGAAGAAUGGGCAGUUAUGAGCUAUGUAUUAGUGGAAAGACCCGAGUACGUGUACGUGGCCAACACACAGCUUCGAUGCAAAGAGAAGGAUGUGGCUUUCGAAGACCAGAGGAAUCGACCUGGGUCGUUGAACUACGCUGUUGAAAUUGGUGGGUCACAGUCUGGUGGUUUGUGGCUGGCUGGCAAGGACUAUGUUCGUCAAUGCAAAGGGGGAAGCGAUGCACGUGAACUACAACAAGAGUUGCCGGACGGAGUUGUUUUAGCUGGGACGUUGUACAACAUCAACCAAAAGGCUAUAGCGUUCGAUCCAAAAGGAGAGCAUGCGUACUUGAAGCCCGAAGUGGAAAGGUGGAUAUUGGUUGGGUUUACUCCAUUGGGUGUUGAAAAGCUACUUCCUGGUGAUCAAUCUGCUCUAAGAGAACGAGGUUUUCCCUUAGCAGGCACGGGUGUGGACAAGUUCCUGGAGGAGUACCUGCCGGAAUAUGAUGAAGAUUGGGAAUGUGGUGCAGAUAUUGGGGACUCGGAUGAGGAGGAGCUAGAGUGCCGGGCACGCACGUUGAGGUGUGUUCUACAGCAGGAAGUGGAGGGCCCGGAGUUGGAAGCUCAAGGAUCCUAUCUACAACACUUGGAGUAUGCUCGGGAGGUAUGUGAACGGGAUCUUGAGGAAAUAGAUCGGGAACGUCUGGUCAGGUUGAUGAAAAUAUCACCGAAUGAGGCUCAGGACUUUGAAGUGGAGCGAUUACUUCAGUCAUUGCAAGCACCUCUAGAAGUUGUUCACAAAGUUUCCCUUCAGGAGGUUCGUGGCCAUAUUGCUUUGUGGACCGAGGCUAUACACAAAGAAGUGGAUGCGCUUAUCAGCAGUGGAACGAUUCGGAGAUUAUCACCGGAGCAAACUCGCGAGCUCAAGAAGCAAGGCUUGAAGGUGUUACCUGGCAAGGCCGUAUUCACUGCAAAGCCUCCAAGUGAGGAGAACUUCUUUAUGGUGUUUCAGCUCCAGCAGUGGUGGUUUUGGCUGGAGCUGCAGCUCCAGAUCUACUACGUCAACAUGGUGUUCAAGAGCGUGCGGGUGAUCCUCUCACAGUUCCAUGCAGCCGAGAAUGGCUUCAAGAUGAAGAGUCAGGAGAUGAAGACGGUGCACCGGAAGAGGAGUCGGCCAGAGCUGGCACAUUCGGUGGCUUGUAUGGCUGGAAAGGCUCUAAAAAAGCCUCUACGUACACUGGAAAUCAGCAAAAGGGUCAUCCAGUACCUUGCGAAGACGGCGGACUACGGAAUUAUGUACAAGCCGAGCAGGGACGACCCGCUUCUGGUCGUGUACAGCGACGCCAGUUUUGCACCAGGCGGCGACCGUUCGUUUGGACGUGUCAUGGCACAAAUAGGCGGGAUGCUUGUGGCCUGGCGCGCCUCGAAACAACCAGUGAUAACACUAUCGGUCGCGGAGGCGGAGUUGUACGAGGGAGUUGCUGCCGUCCAACUGGGGCUCGGCGUUGGAGCCAUGAUGUCGGAGGUUGCGGUUUAUCCUGUGAUGCAUUUGAGGAUUGAUAAUGCCGCUGCGCAAGGACUGGCCUCACAGGCACCGGGGUCGUGGAAGACCCGGCACCUUCGGGUGAGGGCAAGGUUUUUACGGCAAGAGGUUUCGGCGCAGCGCUUAGUGAUCACCCACGUGCCGGGCUCACUGCAGAAGGCGGACAUAGGAACCAAAGGAUUCGACUUGCCGAAGUUCAAAGAGCUAAUGAGCUUAUGGGGCAUUUUGCCUUACAGUCUGGAGGUGGGAAGUACAGCCUUGAGGAUGUUGAGGGCAUCCAGUACAGGAAGGAUGCUGCUUUUCGUUGUGCUGUGCUUGCUUCUCAUCAGGAGCGGAGGGUACCAAGGAAGACUUACCUCUGGAUGGUUCAAUGGAGUUUUACUUCGUGGUUAUUCUAUGCGUGGUGGCUGCGAUAGCGUUAUGGGAGGGACUGAAGAGAAUGAUGACUUCAGUUCGUGGUUGGUGGAUGGGGUGUCAACGAAAGAAGAAAAAGCUGGAACGACUCAGGAGCCGGGCCCGGACCGCGGUUCAGGAGGAGAUCCUUCGGCACAUGACACCUGGAAGCCCCUUAUCAGGCGGAGCAGCGAGCUCGGCUGGGCGACGAUCCACACCAAGCAGGACGCAGGAGAGGCAGCGAACACCUACAACUACGCCUACGAGGGAGGAGCAGCAAAGGACCGUGGCAACUACCUCAAUGAGGUCUUCGCCUAA